UCUGACGACGAAUAUGAAUAUCGACAUGUUAUCCUUCCGAAACCGUUCCUUCGGUACCUACCUAAGGAAUACUUCAACAAGGAUGAUUCGGGAACGCUGAGAUUGCUGACGGAAGAGGAAUGGCGAGGCAUGGGGAUUCAGCAAAGCUUAGGAUGGGAGCAUUACGAAGUCCAUGCACCUGAACCCCAUGUAUUGCUUUUCCGUCGACCGAAG
Messenger RNA from Gloeophyllum trabeum ATCC 11539, 213 nucleotides. Its product is annotated as regulatory subunit of cyclin-dependent kinase. Gene Ontology annotation, cellular component: SCF ubiquitin ligase complex; cyclin-dependent protein kinase holoenzyme complex. The record is from RefSeq and is a predicted model, not a curated record. The annotation marks the transcript as partial. The transcript has 2 exons. Gene Ontology annotation, molecular function: histone binding; cyclin-dependent protein serine/threonine kinase activator activity; protein kinase binding. Gene Ontology annotation, biological process: regulation of mitotic cell cycle. NCBI's taxonomy places the organism in Eukaryota, Fungi, Basidiomycota, Agaricomycetes, Gloeophyllales, Gloeophyllaceae.